AUGGAUUGGCAGCAAGUGCGCACCUACACGGACCAUUUGGGUCAUCCUGUCGUGCUCGAGCAGUAUGUCUCGCCAGAAUACGAGACAGACCCCGAUCUGGAAACUCCCAUUCAGGUCUACAGUCUUGUUCCCUUGGACGACGACCACGAAGAGCUCCGAGAAUACCUCAUGCAGACGUUCUCGGAUGACGAAGUGAAGCCUUUGUUCGAAAUUUACUCAUACCGCCCGCGCGAUGGCUUUGCCUGCAUUGAGCAUAAUCGCAUGGAAAUCGCGCGUCGCAAGCAGCAACAUCGGUCAGGAGUCGAAAAUCCUCUUCCACUGAUUGCGCGAUGGAAUCGUCCCAAUCGCCUAUCCAAUAUUGGAUUUUGCGUUCUGGUGCGAUCGCACAGUUAUCGAGUGGGCAAUAUGGAGGAGGCUGAGGAGAUCGGCGAAGGCCCGGAUUUACUUUACUUCAACCGCACAUUUUCUAGCACACGCGCUGAUGCUGACUUGGCGCAACAUUCACCCGAGGACAAUGAAGACCUCAGGUCAGAGGCAUUUGAACUAUCCAUCGAGCGUGUUACGGAGCAAAUGGACAUCGGCCAGAUGAUAAUCCUCGAUUUGUUCCUUAACGUCUCUUCUUAUGCCGAUCAGCGAUAUGCCUUGGAUGUUGAUGAGGGCGAACCUCCUGGCCAAGAUAUGCCAACAGAAGAGCAGAUUCGUGACCAGCUCGGCCAAGAAACCUCGGUUUGUGGCUUUUCUCUUGGUCCGGCAUUCCAGGUUUCUAGAGAAGCCGACAUUGUUACAGUCACCAAUACUCCUGAGGGCAAAACCUCUGACAUUCAAUACGUUGUCCACACAUCUUUUCUCAGUCAUAUACGCGACACGGCAGGUUUCUCUCUCCUCGAAAGCACAGCGCGUCUCUUCACAGCGUCUGUCCUCUCCCACCUUCCGGUCAAUAAAAACCUCACCCUCAAAUUCUUCAUUCCAAAGUCCAAUUCCUGGUCGGCCAUCGGCCCCGCCCAAAAUGAAGUUCUUGAAAGUUUAUCCCAGCAAAAUCAAGAAAGCCAGGAAAGCCCUUUCCCUAUUGGCGCCCUUCACAAUAUCCUCUCACAAGAGGAUCAGCCCCCAACUGCAAAACGAGUUACUCCUCGUGGCCCUGAAAAAUAUCUGUACAACUGGUUACCGUACGAAUCUGGCACGUUCACAGUCGUUCUUGAUCGCGCAAAAUUUGUCUCCGAGAACGGAGUUUACUUCUACAAGAAUCAUUGUAGUAAGGUCAAUGAUUCGGAGGUUCUUUCUGAUAAUACGAAUAUUGUGCGUGGCGUGGAUAUGAGUGCGGUUGCUCGGCGGCUGGGAAUGGUUGUUCUUGAUGAAUGA
This is a messenger RNA of Penicillium expansum, 1359 nucleotides long. RefSeq lists its product as uncharacterized. The coding region runs from base 1 to 1359 and encodes 452 amino acids. NCBI's taxonomy places the organism in Eukaryota, Fungi, Ascomycota, Eurotiomycetes, Eurotiales, Aspergillaceae. The transcript has a single exon. The record is from RefSeq and is a predicted model, not a curated record.